UAAUAUAGUUAUGCAGUGUUCUUACAGAUGUUUACGCACCUACACGUGCGUGUAAAAUAAGUAUAAUAUAUUUACGAUUUAACUGUUUAUAAUAUUGUUAUUAUCUAAUUCUAUACUAGAUAGUUUAUUGUCAAUCGCGGUCACGACGUAAAAAUGUUUAGCGGCAAAUGUACCAGCUCAGUCAGGCUGGACGGCAAGACCACCAUCAUUACAGGUGCAAACACAGGCAUCGGCAAAGUCACAGCCAAGCAGUUUUACACACUCGGUGCAAAGGUCAUAUUGGCAUGCCGGAACGUCGGAAAAGCAGAACAGGCCAUAUCGGAUAUCAUGGCUGAAGUAAAAGACGGCGGCCUCGGACAACUGGUUGUGGAGGAAUUGGAUUUAGCGUCUUUCGUGUCGAUCAAACGUUGCGCAAAAAGAAUUUUACAAAAUGAAAAACAAAUUCACGUGCUGGUGAACAACGCCGGCGUAAUGACUUGUCCUAAAGGAAAAACUCAAGACGGUUUCGAAACUCAAUUUGGCGUAAAUCACUUGGGACACUUUCUAUUCACGUCUCUCCUUUUGCCAAGAAUCCGAAACUCGACACCCGCCCGCAUCAUUAACGUGUCGUCAAUGGCGCAUGCGAGAGGUUCAAUCAAUUUUGAAGACAUCAACUCCGAUAAAAAUUACUCGGCUAUUGCGGCUUACAGUCAAAGUAAACUAGCUAAUGUGCUUUUCUCGAAAGAACUGGCGCGUAAACUUGAAGGGACCAGAGUUCACGUAUAUAGUCUACAUCCAGGAAUCGUGAACACCGAAUUGGCCAGAACAGUAGAUCAAGUGUACUUCCCAGGUACGUGGCUGUUGGGUCGAGUUAUUCUCUUUCCAUGGGUAAAGACUCCAGAACAAGGAGCUCAGACCACUCUGCACUGUUCAAUAGACGAAAAAGCCGGGGAGGAAACUGGACUUUAUUACAGGCAUGCUGUUUUUAGAACUAUGUAUUUUUUUUUAAAUAUUUAUUUCUACAAAACUGUGUGUUUUAGCGAUUGCAAGGUAAAAGAACCAUCGGCAUCAGCGAAAGACCCGGAGCUAGCGAAAAAACUUUGGGUAAAAAGCAUGGAAAUGGUCGGCUUAAAUGAUUACGACAUGUUCAACUGCAGCGAAAACACGCUCCCCGAACCAUUGAAAAAUGUUUGAAUUGUGAACGCUAACGUGUAUUUUUUAAAUUGUUAUUUUUUUAAUAUAAUAUUUUUCAUUCCUA
Messenger RNA from Rhopalosiphum padi (bird cherry-oat aphid), 1237 nucleotides. Its product is annotated as retinol dehydrogenase 12-like. The coding region runs from base 154 to 1173 and encodes 339 amino acids. The record is from RefSeq and is a predicted model, not a curated record. The transcript has 5 exons. Lineage: Eukaryota; Metazoa; Arthropoda; Insecta; Hemiptera; Aphididae.